Molecule: messenger RNA, 2673 nt
Organism: Quercus lobata
Lineage: Eukaryota; Viridiplantae; Streptophyta; Magnoliopsida; Fagales; Fagaceae
Product: arginine N-methyltransferase, putative (DUF688)
Exons: 3
Coding region: 107-2362 (751 amino acids)
Source: RefSeq, a predicted model, not a curated record
GUAAUAGUUCCUGAAUUAUUUCUUUCAAUGAUGCCCUCUUGUUCCUGAAUCUUGCUCAGUCCCACUAAAGUUUAAUCUGAUGGUGCCAUUUAGCAGAAACUAAUACAUGAAUCGAAAGAAUCUGAUGGAAGACAAGCAAUUAGACUUUAAUCGGCCUCUUUUAUCAGUGAGGCGAGUUUCAUCAACAGCAGUCUCUUCACAAGUUGACAACAAAAAGAAAACUGAUAAGUCAGUACCCAGUACACCUCCACUUCUAUUUUACAGAUCAGAGCUGAAAUCAGGUCCAGUGAGCAACCCCGGAACUGUUCCUUUCGUGUGGGAGCAAGCCCCAGGAAGACCUAAGGAUGAAAGCAAAGCAAAAACUCGGGCUCUUCAACAGCCUCACACCCCAAAACUUCCACCUGGGAGGUUUCCAAAUGUUAAACAAAAAACUUUCGAUAAAUUUUCUGAAAGUACGGCAGUUACUGAGUCCAAAACAGAAAAUGUCAUUCCCAGGUCUCAAAAUGUUUUGUCUUUGGAUGAAACUGUGACUAAACACGAGAGCACAGAAGAGAAGGUGGAGCUAGAGGAGUUUUCUAGUUCAGAGGAUGGUGAUGAGAAAUAUUUAGACGCACUUGAUACAAUUUCCAGGACUGAAUCAUUUUGUAUGAACUGCAGCGUAAGUGGUUUGAGCGGCUUGGAUGUUCUGGAUGUUAAACCAUCUGGAUCCUUCUCAACGGAUCCACAAGCUCGGGAUUUCAUGAUGGGUCGUUUCUUGCCUGCAGCAAAGGCAAUGGCUUCUGAAACACCUCCACAUGUUAGUUGGAAGCAACCUGUUCAACGGGAGCAACUAAGACAAGUGGAGAAGGUAGUAAGUGGGGAUAAGCGUAGUCCGUGUAAUCAUUAUGGACAGAAUUUCGUUCCCCAAUAUGCUCAUAAUAAUGAUGGGGAAGAAAGUGAAAAUGAAGCAGAUGAUUAUGAUGGAUCUGAAAUUUCAUCAGCUAAAGUUUGUGGGUUACUUCCUAGAUUUUGUUUAAGAAAUUCUUUUUGCCUUUUGGAUCCUGUACCUGGGAUGAGGAUGCAGUCAAGCGGCAAGGUCUCUUCAGUCCGCAGAGUGAGGGCUAAAUCUUCAUAUUCAGUUUCUCGCAGUGAACCUGAAAAAGAGCGUGCUGGGGCUGCUGUACAUGAGCAAAGAUCAUUAAAUGGACACCAAAAAGCUGAGCCGCAUGUAGAUAGGAAUGAACAAAAGAGUGAAUCUAACCAAAUCACUUACAAAAGUGAUUGUGAGAAACCAGAUCAAUCACCUUUGCACAGGCGUUUGCAGGGCAAUGGCAAAUCACCCUGCCAGAAUAAAAAUUCCCAAUCUCUCCAUGAAGAGAGAGGUUUUCUUGGUAUGCCCGAAAAAGUUAAGAAUUCCAAGGUGAAUGGCUCCAAUCCAAAUAGGAAAGGCCCCUACCAAUUCCGAGAAUUAUUGGCCAUUGAGAGCAAUGAUUGGGAAUCAGGCUCAGAGAGUCCUGUGGUUGAGAAAACUCUCUACAUUGAUUCAGUACAUACAGUAGACUCUCGAAAAUCAAAUGCAAGUUCUUCAGAUAGGAAAAGCUUAACUGAUUACAGAGAGGAUAAUCUCGGGAUUCUUGCAAAAAGCAGUGAAAUGGAAAAAACUCCUGCAGUAGAUUCUCCACUUGAAGAUUUCGAGCACUUGAGUGUUGUGGAUGAGGCAAAAGUGCAAACUAAAAGUUCAUCCGUCGAAGCCUGUUUCCUCUCUUUUUUAGACAGAUCCAAAGAUGACAUGCAAGUGCAAUUGAUAAAUUUUUCCAAACAGGACCAGGACCUUAUUCGUGAUUCACUAUCAUUGACAAGCUCAAAAGCAGCUGAUACGAAGAAAAUUAAUCAAGAGAGCAAACAGUCCUUGAAAUCAGGUAGUAGAGAAGGAGGUAUUACAUUGACAAGCUUAAAAGUGGCUGAUAAUGAUAACAUUGGUUUAGAAAGCCAAGGGCCUAAGAAAAGGGGUACUCGACAAAGUUCUCAAGGCCUCCAAAUUCAGGAUUCUGUCACAUUGGCAAGCUCAAAGGUGAGUGACAAUGAGAAGAUUAAUUUAGAAAGCCAGCUGGCUAUAAAAGGUUAUGGCAACUAUCCUCAGCUUCAUAUUGGCCCACCCUUACCAAAAUCUCCGUCUGAGUCUUGGCUAAAGCGUACUCUGCCGACCAUUUCCUCCAGGAAUUUAUCUUCAAGGUCUUCUCUUGCUAUGCGCAUCCAUUCUAGCAACCAAGGUUCGAAGACAACCUCUCUUGAUUCGAAGUGGGAAACAAUUGUUAAAACUUCCAAUGUCCAUCUUGGGCAUUUGCGAUUUUCUGAGGAACUAACACCUAUACCGGAAACUUAGAAGUUUGGCAGCUUUAUAAGAAGUCCACCCACCCUUGCACUAGGCUGGAAUUUGCAUUUCGUUGAUGUUAUUGAAGGUGAUCAAUGUUAUUUCUUCCAUGUUUAAAUUUUUACUUUACACAAGGAGUUCCCUUUUUGGUUCCUAUACUCAGAAGGCAGUAUAUAAUGAAAGCUGUAAAUUGCAUCUCGGUUUCAUUCUGUAAUAAGAAAUUUUAACUAGUUAUUUUUCUUGUAAAUCUCAUCCUCAAUUUGUUGGUUCAAACAAAAGUUAGUUUGUUCCUGUAUGAAGGUUUUUUUUUUUUUUUUUUUUUU